Molecule: messenger RNA, 6197 nt
Organism: Ahaetulla prasina
Lineage: Eukaryota; Metazoa; Chordata; Lepidosauria; Squamata; Colubridae
Gene: SDCCAG8
Product: SHH signaling and ciliogenesis regulator SDCCAG8
Exons: 19
Coding region: 738-3068 (776 amino acids)
Biological process (GO): neuron migration; tube formation; establishment of cell polarity
Cellular component (GO): centrosome; centriole
Source: RefSeq, a predicted model, not a curated record
UUUUGAUGGCACGAACUAGUGAAAGUUUCGAAAGGUUUAAAAGAUAUCAUCUUUUUUGGGGGGGGGUCGUUUCCUUGCGGAAUAUGGCAAGGACAAAUAUAGCUUCUCCUAUGAAAAUGCUUUGUUCCUCUCAUCUUUGUCCGGGAUAAGAAUGAAAAAAAAAGGCGCUCACUUUAAAGCAAACAAAAAGUACCAUCUUGCCUUCAUCCCUCCCACAGAAUAAAACCGUCUUCUGUAUAUAAUAACCCUGGCACCCUCGCAGAGCCAAACGAACCCACCGUAUGGACAUUGUUCUUGCACCAAACCACAAUUCCCAGAAAGCAGCGCGGCAAAGACUUCCUCGACAUAGAGGAGCGUUACGGCGUGUUGCAUUUCGGGCGAGAGAGGAAGCCUUCUGCUGUCUUCGACGUUCGGAGGCAGCGCGUGCCCCGCGUCACGCGUCACUUGAUUAUCUGCAGGCAUAAAAGCGGUCUUCGAAGCGGGACUCGGGGAAGCGCCGUUUCUCGGUUGCCCUAGCAACGAACCGCUUCGUAAGAUUCAUCGGAAUCUCCUUCCCCGCCCUCGCCCCCACCAACACCACCGCGCUGUCCCUGGGGCUUGUAAUUGCUUCUUGGUCGCCGGGGCUUGUUGCUUGUGCUGCGAAAGGACCGGCGUUGGAACUACGGAGACCGACAGCCCGCGAAGAAAGCCUAGCGAGGGGGACGAGGGGGUUGGGUUAUACUUCCCACGCGUCCCAAAUGGAGGGAGUCCCAGAAGCGGCCAGUAUAGCCGGAAGAGUUGCGGCGUGCAGCCCGGGGCCCGGUUGGAGCGGGUCUCCGGAUUCACUGGAUCCCGUGAGGGAAGCCACGGGAGAAUCGGACUUGGCGCAGUCCCUGGAGCGGUAUCACCGAGGCUUACGCGAUCGUGCUAGUAAAAGCCUUGAUCAAUUGAAAUAUGUCUUUCAUGAAAACGAUCGGGCCAUAGGCGAAAGUGCAGCCACAUUGGAUCAGUUAUUUCCUAAUUCGGGCCAAGAAGUGACUGAAGAUAACGCUUGGCAGGAGCUACAAUACAGCCAUGCAGUUAAUCAGCUUAAAGCAUUAUUACGUCAACAAGAAGAAAAGGGGAGUGAAACAUCACCUUCAAAGAAGAGAGGAAUGUCACCCACAAGAACAUCCAAAGCUACUGAUCACAGUUUGCCUGCCCUUUCUGAACUUGUUCCCAUCAUAAAUGAUCAGUCUCAAUAUAUUACUCAUUUAGAAGCUGAAGUCAAGUUUUGCAAGGAAGAAAUAUCUGAAUUGAAAUCACGUAUACAUGUUGUUGUAGUUGAAAAUGAGAAGCUACAAAAUGAUCUGAAAAUGGAAACAGAGCGGAUCUUGAGAGAGCAAACUGUCCUCAAUGCCUCAACCCUUCUGUCAAAAUCUGGUGCUAUAAAUGGUGAUCAUUCUCAUAUUUGUGGAGCUGCUAAAGCAUCUUGUCAUAUCAUUGAGCAAGCCAAGGCACCUCCACUGGAAUUGGAAAAGUGGCAACAGGAAUUGGAGAAACUAAAAUAUCUUCAUGAAGAAAAGACUGAAGUGUUUGAAGCUCAGAUACAGUCUUUACGAAAAGCAUUAUCAGAGUCACAAAAAAACUGUGAAGAGCUAAGCGGAAGAUUAAAACAUCAGCAUUUGAUCAAUGCAGCGAAUAGUCCUAAUAGACCUGGUGGUCUCUGCUUAAAUUGUGCACAACAUGAAGCGGUUCUUUCCCAGACUCAUUCAAAUGUCCAUAUGCAAACCAUUGAAAGACUAACAAAAACAAGAUGUUUUCAUACAGCCCUUCUAGUUGCUAAGAACCUAAAAGACUCAAUACUUAUCUUCAUUCCCGACAGAGAGAAUGAAGCCAUCAAAGAGAGAGAUGAGUUAAUGGCAGCACUUUCUACAAUAAGAAUAAACUUAAAUGAAAUGCAACAGAGGGAAUGCAGUGCUUAUGAACAAGUGAAACAAGCAGUACACAUGAGUGAAGAAGCUAAUUUGGAAAAAACCAAGGCUUUAAUUCAAUGUGAACAGCUUAAAAAUGAAAUGGAGAGACAGAAAGAUCGCCUUGAAAAAGAAUUAGCGCUUCAGCUAGAUAAGAGAGCUGGAGAACGAGAAGCAGUUCGUGAAGAAAUGAAGAAAGAAAAAGAAAACCUGUCAUCACUGGUAAUGUCUUUAUCUCAGAAUGUUGCUGGUCUGGAGUCUCAGAUUGACAGGAUUACAAGGGAAAAGCUCUCCCUAACCCAUCAGCUGGAAGAAGCUCAGAACCACCAUGCUUCUCGUGAAAUAGAGAUCAAUAAGGUGUGUGGAGAAAUACGUUACGAAUUGAAUCAGACCAAAAUGAAGAAGGAUGAAGCUGAAAAGGAGCACAGGGAGUAUAGGACAAAAACAAUAAGGGAACUUGAAAUUAAAGAUCAGCAAAUUGAGAAAUUACAAGUAUUGCUUCAUGAAAACAAACAGCGCUUAGAGCAAGCACAGCAGGAUACUGCAAAAGCUAAGGAGGAAUGUCUGAAACUAACAGAAUUGCUGGGCAAAGCUGAGCAACAACUGCAUUUUCUCAGAUUAGAAAAAGAGAACAUUCAGCAUAGCUUUAGCAAUGAGGCAAAGACUCGAGUCCUUCAGGCUCAGCAGAGAGAGCAGGAUCUGACACAGAAGAUGCGGCAAAUGGAGGCCCAGCAUGAUAAAACUGUAAAUGAACUGGAAUCGUUACUGAGUUCCCAGAAUGCUCUUCUAUCAAAAUUAAAAGAAGAAUGUUGUCAAUUAGGAAAGAAGCUUGAACAUGUCACUGAAAGAAAUAGGUCGGAAAUCAGCCAGCUUAGUCAGGAAAAUGAGUACAUCCGUGACAGACUUGAGAAGGUGCAGAAAAGGCAUGAUGAAUUGGAGGAUCAGUGUAUCCAGCAUGGAAGGAUGCAUGAAAAAAUGAAGCUAAGAUUACAUCAACUUGACAAGCAUUGCCAGUCUUCUGCCCAGCAGCUUGUGGAGUUACUCAACAAACAGAAUGAGUUAUAUAAGGAGCGGCAGAUGCUUACAGAAGAGGUGGAUUUUCUGCGGACUCAGUUAUCCUCUGUUCCACAGCCGUAGUUGAAAACGCUUCGGGGAAGACAUCAGAGAAGGAAAAUGCCCAUCACCAUUUUUCAGCAUAAAGACCUGUGAUGUGCUUAGAUGGUUAAACAUUUGUCAAUGUCUUCCCUUGCUAGGAAAGUCAUCACAUCUGUCUUGGACUGUCAAAUAUUUAGACCCAAUAUCUUCAGAUACUCAAUAACUUGUUUGUGCUCUCUCAAGAAGACAGUUCUUGAAUUUCUGAGGAAUUAUUUAUACUUUUAGAUGAUUGAUACUUGUGCAGUUUUCUUUGGCUGGAACUUGAAACAUGCAGCGAAGUUAUACUGGAUCAAAACCAGCUUUAAAUGCAGUAUUAUCCACCACUACCACCCGCACAUAUUUUUACAUCAUUUUUUUAACCUGACGAGAGGUAUACACAUCACCUCUGAAUUAAGAUAUAGUAUUAUUAUCCCAUGGGUGAGGAACAGUUCCCCUCAAUAAGGUUGAAAUCUGUUCUGUCUUUGCAAGAUGAUGAAGUUUCUUUUCCUACAGCUCUGAAAUUUACAGUCUGCAGUAUUUAUCAUAUUGUUUUUAUGUCUGAAAGAUCAUAAAUGCAUCUCCCGGAUUAGACUAGAGUUAUUUGCACUAAACUUGGUGCUCAAAGACAAUCUUAGAUAUUAGUUUAAAACAACAGCAGACCAGAUAAAUACAAAUGACAUUCUCAAUGGUUUUAUAAAUAAUUCGAUGAUCAUUUUUUGUGUCUUUAUAUAAGUGGGUAUAAUAAUAUAUAAUCCCUAGACAAAACUCUUCUAUUUGAGGUAUUCCUACAUAUAUCAUAUUCUCUUUAGAAUUUGAUACAAUGGUAGCAAACCUUUAUGUUUAAUAAAUGUCAGUCUAGGCAAACAUAUAUUAAAGUUGGGCUGAAUUGAAAGGAUGUGGAAGUGGCUGAUUUUUCAGUCUCCAUUUGUGGCUUUACCAUCUGCCUAGGAUUCACAUCUAUGAAUAAAGUAUGGAUUUGUCCUACCACCACAAAGCCAGCAUCUUUGCUAUAAGUGUUCUUCAGCAGAUACAAAGUAUGAAAGAGCUGUGUUCCUGGGACACCAGCGCUGUUCUUGAUUUGACUUUGUUGUGCUGCAUGUUGUUAAUAUUCUGAUUCUGGAAAGGGGAGGGGUUGAUUAAAAAUAGUGCAAGUUCAGACCAUCUGCACAUUCUUCUAUUAUCUGGGAGAAAGGGUCUGUUGUUCAUCAAAUAGUUAUUAGAGAAUGAAGACAGUAUGAAGAAUGAAGUCUAGCAAGCCCAGAGAUAAAUUGGGUCCUAAGAUUUACUUCCUUAUUUAAUAACCUUUGUGAGAUUCUUUUGACUGUCAGUAAUGUAUCAGAGGCAGAUAUGAGAACCAAUUCAAUUGUCUCUGGGUUCCCUCUGGAGAACUUUAGCUGCCAUGAAGGAGGAAACCUGGUUAAUUUUACCCUCUCCUUCCCACAGUUUUGUGCUCCACAGCAUGAAGCCAACUGAUAUUCAGGUUGUCCAAUCAGGGCAGUAUCCUCAUUUUAGGUCAACUGUUUAUUCUUAACAGUUUAAAAACAAAAAGAAGUGUCUGGAGAAUCAGGUUUCCAAGCUCUCACAAAAGAAGCUACAGCUGUAGAGGCCAAAGACCAGAAAUGGAUGAUCCCACAGAAAGAACCAAUUGGAGCCAAAUAAGUCACACCCUUCCCCCACCUACCCGCAAAGACCACAUUCCCUCUACCUUCCUCCUCUGUGCAAGUAUCUAAAUUGUGUCUAAAUUGAAUGCUGUAUAAAAUAUCCUUUUCUGCUGGUUCACAUUGUUCCAGGCAGUGGUAACAAGAUGGAGACUCUGUUGUUAGGGCAUGUCGACAAACGGUGAAUCAGGGCAAGGAAGCUGUGGAGCUGAGCCUUUUAGCAUUUCUGCUGGAGAAGCAGUGAAGUAUUUUUUAAGUUGGAGAAAAAAGCAGCAGUGUGGCAGAGCGGGAAACUGUUUUUUUGUGGGAAACUAAUAGGAAUGUUCUUUUAUCCUGCAGCUUAAAGACAGUGAGGAUGUCGAAAUAUUACAGCAAGGCUGUAGGUCUGUUUUUAUAAGAAGACACACCUGCAUUUUGAAGUUGAAAAUAAAUGUCUCACUGUUUUUCUUUUUAAAAUUUAAAACACUGUAUUUGCAAAUCAAAGUAUUAGAACCUAAAGUUAUAUUUAUAUUCAGUGCACCUGGAUUCCAUACAGCCCCAUGUACAUUCUUUCACAUUAAAAAGUGAAUGGAUGUAGCUCUGUGCUUUGCUUCUAAAUAUGUCCAUCUGCCAAGGAAGCAUACAUUUUAAAAAAAGAGCUAACAUGGAGGCAGAUGGGGAGUAUCCUGAGCAUCUAGAAUGUCUUGACUGAUGUCCAUAGUCUCCAAGGUAAGAAUUUAAUAAAAAAUGUGAGCUCAAAUUAAAUCCAUGUUGGACUCCUCUUCCAGGCAAAAUUUCUAAUUUUAUUAUAAAUCUACCUAUAAUCAUAAGUCGACUUGGGAUGGAGACAGUGCACAAACAGGAGGGUUGACAGGAGGAAAAAUGUGUGAGCAGGGAGAGGAAGGGUAGGUCCAAUCUUUGAUCAAAGUCUUAAAUUGUUGAACAAACUGACUUCUGAAUAAAUAUUGCUAGAGCUAUAUCUGAAAUGUGACAUUUGGUUGCAAAAUAGAGCGUGUGUAGGACUGCACAGUAUUGUUGCAAUGCAGAAUCUGUACCAAAUAAUAAAAUGUAAAUUCUUGGAAAUCAAAUAAUAAUUGACUAUUUGAUAAAUGGUGACUCAUAGCAAGGUUUUAGUUAUGAUUAAAAAUUAUAAAUACUGCAGUGUCCAAGAAAGUCUUAUUUAAACCUUUCAUACACAGUGCUUUAAAGAGUGCUUAGAAACUAAGAAGGACCAAUAACACUUUUGCUUUGGAUAUUCAUUAAAAUGGCAAUAAUUUCAUUUCACCCUUAUAAAUAUGUAAUAAAUAUUUAUUAAAUACAUGAAUAAAAUGUUUCUUAAUAUUAUCCACCCUGAAUUUUCAGCAGUAGGGUAGAUUUAAAAAACAACCCAAAUAAAUAAAUGUGUACAUGCUUGACAGAAGUAAACAGAAGUGUAACAUUAUGUCAUUUUAUAACUAAAAAUGACUAGCAAAUAGCUAUGCAAUUAUUAGAAUUU